GGCUGUAGAGUGACAUUGGUUCGUGUAUAUCACUCGCUACUAGCCGUAAACUGUGACAGUCGAGCACAUCUGUUCUAGGCGGGACAUCAAAUUUCACAGCAUCAUGACGAAAGAAAGCGAUGCCCUUAUCAACAGAGGAGAUGAUAGUCCAUCGAAACCUUUCCAGAAAAUAUUGCAACCUUGCAUGGCCGAAUUCUUAGGGAUGUGUCUGUUUGUGUUCGUGGGGUGCUUGACGGUGCAAGAUCCCCUCGGAAUAGCGAAAACUUCCCCCCCAUCGGCCCCGGCGGUAGCGGUUGGACACGGGUUUGCCAUAGCGUUCUUUAUUGUGGCGUUUGGCAACAUCAGUGGUGCCCACCUCAACCCGGCAGUGACACUGGGCAUCCUCCUGAGCGGCGCCAUCACACCAGUCAUGGCUGCUGCAUAUGUCAUUGCUCAGCUGACCGGCGCCAUGGUGGGAGCAGGAUUUGUCAGGGCUGUGCUGCCACUUGAAGAGUUCAUGGCAAUCAAUGGUGGGGCACACAUUCUGAACGCACCAGUCAUUGGCCCGGGGCCGGGCAUCCUGUGUGAGAUCCUGCUGACGACGGUGCUGGUGCUCACGGUGUUGCUGUCUGCCGUCGAUGACCACAACAAGUCCAGCCUCGCCCCACUGGCAAUCGGCUUUGCUGUGACUGUGUGCAUCCUAGCUGGUAUCAACACUACCGGGGCCUCCAUGAAUCCAGCUCGCAGUUUUGGCCCUGCCGUAGCUCUCAGUGUGUACAUGCCCAGUGUGUGGACCUACCACUAUGUGUACUGGGUCGGUCCCCUCCUUGGAGCUGUGAUAGCCGCCAUCUUCUACAGAAUCAUCUUUGCAUGCCCAGAGAAGAGGUUCUUCUGCAAGGAUUAGCUGGGCUGAAACUAAGGGGAGACAACUCUAGCACUAUGGAACUAAGGGGAGAUAACUCUACCACUAUUUAUUUGCGUAGUGAGGGCAACCACACAAAGCUGUUUCCUGCUCUACUAUAUAUAGAAGAAGAUCAGACCAGCUCACCUACUGGGCAGCCAAUACCAUACUUCUCGAUCAUCUGACCUCGGCUUAUCUUGUGUGUUCCACAAUAUUCUUUAUACCCCGAGAAAUCCAGCAUGUCCUUACAAGCCAGAUUAGAAGAAGUUUGUGUCUGUUUCCACAGAGUCACCUGUUUGCUACAGUCUGCUUCAACUAUACCACUCAAAAUAAGUUAAGGACCAUCCUAUACAUUUCUAUUAUUAUAGUUAAUCCAUCAUGCCAUGACAGAUUAGGUAUAGUAAUAUGAAAGAAUCGAGUGGUCCUUAAAUCUUUUUUGAGUAGUAUAUGUUUUUAACCAAUAAAGCUCAAGUGUUAAGAAAGUUGUAUUGUUUUAUAAUCUGCUUUGAAUCAGCAUCUUGGUAUUGAGUUUCUUGUGUAACUUUAAGGCCCACGACACUUGCGGUUCUGCAUCUAUUUGUGUCCCUAUGAUUCAUUCCAAAACACAGGUCUUAGCACUGCGGUUAUGAUGACGACCAUACUUUACUAAGACUUAUAGUGCUAAGAUCAGGGUCCAAAGCACUGCAGCACUGCAGCAGGGACAGGAAAGAAAAAAGUAAGUCUUGUGACGCCUGAUUGUCGUUGUCACUUUCCUUGUAUCGUCUUCCAGUGAAUGUUGCAUGUCUGUGACCUCAUCCUGUCUUGCAUAUCUCUGAUUCUCUCACAGAACUGUCAGAGUUCUAUGCCAGUGUUGGAGCACAGCCAAAUACUCCAGUAACACAAGUAGACCAGUACAAAGUGUACAAACAGUUUGUGCUAACCUCAUGUUUUAAUGUCCACUCAAGGCCCAAAAAUGCACAGACCAGCAAUCUUAGCACAAAGGUGAUCGUCACUCCCACACUUUAACAUAGGCUUACGAUAGUUCUAGUGCCAAGGUGAUCGUCACUCCCACACUUUAACAUAGGCUUACAAUAGUUCUAGUGCUAAGGUGAUCGUCACUCCCACACUUUAACAUAGGCUUACAAUAGUUCUAGUGCUAAGGUGAUUGUAACUUCCAUACUACGAUAGUUCUAGUGCUAAGGUGAACGUCACUCCCACACUUUAACAUAGGCUUACGAUAGUUCUAGUGCUAAGGUGAUCGUCACUCCCACACUUUAACAUAGGCUUACGAUAGUUCUAGUGCUAAGGUGAUCGUCACUCCCACACUUUAACAUAGGCUUACGAUAGUUCUAGUGCUAAGGUGAACGUCACUCCCACACUUUAACAUAGGCUUACAAUAGUUCUAGUGCUAAGGUGAACGUCACUCCCACACUUUAACAUGGGCUUACAAUAGUUCUAGUGCUAAGGUGAUCCUAACUCCCACACUUUAACACAGGCUUACAAUAGUUCUAGUGCUAAGGUGGAUGUCACUCCCACACUUUAACAUAGGCUUACAAUAGUUCUAGUGCUAAGGUGAUCAUAACUCCCACACUUUUAACAUAGGCUUACGAUAGCUCUUGUGCUAAGGUGAUCGUAAUUCCGGACCAGAAAAAAGGUUCUAUAAAAUGGGUUUUGCUUAUGUACGGGAUACACUUUAAUGAAAGUAUUUUUCAGAUCAUGAUCCGUCAGAAACGUCACCAGAAGGACAGACCGGGACUGGUAGAUUACAACUUCCUGAAAGUUUGGACGUUGCUACAACUUCAGGCAUUAUUGUAACAUGUAUAAAUGAUCAAUAAUACUAUUAUUAUUUGCCAAUGUUGUAUAAGGUACUAAGGCGCCGCGAUUCGCUGUGCAGAGUUGCGUCCCUUGGGCACGCCAGAAACCUAUGAUUGUGGGUUCGAAUCCCGGUUCGCCCCAAUUAUGUUUCUAGGUUUGUCAGCACCAUACCCGUGCUCGUGGGUUUCACCGAAGUGGUAAACGUCUGAGACCUGCAUCACUUGGGGCUUUCCUCCCACAUUAAGCUGACACGCCGCGAUAUAACUGUAAUACUGUUAAAAGCGGCGUUAAACCCAACUCACUCACUCACUCACUCUGAUACUCAAACCAGAACUCUACCGUAAAUCCUUGAAUUUGUGCCAGUCGUUUGUAAUGUAUUUGGGAAGUUCCUCAGACUCAAUGUCAAUUGAAGUCAAGAAUUUAUUCAAAGCAUUUUUUGUUUUGCACGUUGACCAGGCACAUAUCCAUGUAUAUUUCUUCAUUAUUAAGGCAUUAAUUCAAAGCCGGCAUUCACUCAAGGAUUUAUGGUACUUGUCAAAUAUGGUUGAUAUUUUAUAGUCUGUUACUUCAUGGUUUUGUAAAAUGAUUGUUAGAUCAUAUGCAAGUUUUAUUUUCAUAUGUUACUUAUGAAUGAUAUGAAACAAUUCAUUUUUGCAUAAAAACAACAAAUUGGGUCCUGUUAGUAACAGAAAAGCUUUUUCUAACAUUUGUAUAAUCAUGAUGCAGCCUGCUUGACAUGCUUAUCGACAUGCUUAUUGACAUGCUUGAUGAGAUUGUUAUAAUAUGCAAGGUCAUAACUGUAGGUCAAGGUCAAGCAAGCUGAUAUGUUUACAAAUUCACAUCAUGACUGUUGACCUGUGACUCAACAAUUUCAAAUGUCUCGCACAUCAUAGUUGCUAGUCUGAUUUUGUUUAAAUAUUUUUAAUUUAGGCCGUUCCAAAGGGUUGCUUCCCCCCCACACACACACACCUUAAUUUAUUUUCCGAUACCUAACUGUGUUAGUCCCUUUGUGGUGUGUUUUGUUCACUUCAUGACUUGGGUGAUAUAUAUCUUCUGUGUUCAACAUCUAGAAUCCUGCCAACCUCCUCUCCAGGCAUCCAGCAUACCACAUAAUUUGUCUCCCUCUUGAAGAAAAAUGUGUACAAUUAGGCUUAAAAAAAUAAAAGAAUUGGUUCUCAGGCAAUGUUUUUUGAAAAUAUUGUGCAGGCUGGCGGGUGGAUGUUUUUGUUGUUGCUUUUUUGUUGUUGUUGUUGUUCAUGCUAGUGUGUAACCAAAUAAACAAUAUGUACAAUCAACCUUGGAAAGGGCCUCCCUACAUAAAUGUAUUCAUUGAUGAGUAAAAUACUGGAAUACAUUAUUUGACUACCGGUACUGUUUGACUUAAAAUAUUAAAGGAUUUUUGGGCUUGUUGUUUUUUCAAAAUGGAAAUAAAAACAAAACGUGUGGUGAACUUUAUGAUGAUGCGAGCAGUGCCUGAGAACCAAGGCUAUUAUUUUUUUUAGCCUUACAUGAGAACUAGGUGAUACUGUGAUAUUCUAUUAGAUCGUCCUCAGGUUGAAUGCAGUAUUCCACCAAGUUUUAGUAAAAUGUCAGAUAGUAAGUGAUCCCAUUGCAAGUAUGGAAUUUAUGCCGUACACAGGAAGUGCUGCAUAUUGUGUUAAGAAAUCAAGUUGCGCUUGUGUCGUUUCCCCACAAACACUUUAUUUGCACCAGGUCCUGACUUCACAUAUUGCCAACACUUGAAUGUAGAAUAUUGUCAGUGGUUGUGUUUUUAUUGAUGAGUAUGUGACCAGUUCUGUCUUCAUGAAAUGACUAUUCAUAUUCAUCUGGUGCAGAGUAAAUACUUCGUUAUCUGGCUAUUAAACUGUAUAUUUGUU
Messenger RNA from Haliotis rufescens (red abalone), 4551 nucleotides. RefSeq names its product aquaporin-8-like. The transcript has 6 exons. The record is from RefSeq and is a predicted model, not a curated record. Bases 104 to 883 code for a protein of 259 amino acids. Lineage: Eukaryota; Metazoa; Mollusca; Gastropoda; Lepetellida; Haliotidae. Gene Ontology annotation, molecular function: water channel activity. Gene Ontology annotation, biological process: transmembrane transport. Gene Ontology annotation, cellular component: plasma membrane.